AUGUUUAAGGAGUGCCGAAUGAUUUUCUCACGACUAACGAAAUGCAAAACAUAUCAAACAAAAAAUCAGAUACAAGGUAGAGCGUUGAAUUAUGGUCGCAUUAGUGGAUCAGCACUUUCAAUAUCCGAAAAUGAUGUGCGGGAAAGUGUGGGAGUGCAGAUAGAAGAAGUUUCCAUAAAAAAAAUUUGUGACGCUUAUAAUGCAAGUGAAAUAGUUCAACUCAUGCAAACAUGUCAUGAAGAUUAA
Clunio marinus is the source of this 246-nucleotide messenger RNA. Lineage: Eukaryota; Metazoa; Arthropoda; Insecta; Diptera; Chironomidae. The record is from the annotation of a GenBank genome assembly.